Aaosphaeria arxii CBS 175.79 is the source of this 1830-nucleotide messenger RNA. RefSeq names its product MFS general substrate transporter. Gene Ontology annotation, molecular function: transmembrane transporter activity. The annotation marks the transcript as partial. NCBI's taxonomy places the organism in Eukaryota, Fungi, Ascomycota, Dothideomycetes, Pleosporales. Gene Ontology annotation, biological process: transmembrane transport. The record is from RefSeq and is a predicted model, not a curated record. The transcript is spliced from 3 exons.
CUGUGCCUCGCGACAUGCAACCACUGGAAGUACAGUAUGUGCUGUUCGUGGCCGCUUAAAAAUGCUGAAAUAUUAGUAUAAACGGCGGUAGACUAAGACUUGAUUGCAGACUCUCCUACAUCUUCGUUUUCUCAUUUGCGUUCUCGCUUCUGAACAAUGGCUGACCUCGGCGCUCCUCGGAAAACCAAUGCUAGCAAUAUUGACCAGCUCUCACUCUCCAGCCAUGAGAUUUUCGAUGGUACCCAGUCUGGGCUGGAGAAGCCGCAGUCAGCCAUUUCAGAAACUUUGGGUUCAACACCAAGCCCUCGAAACAUGAAGCAGAUCUCGUGGGUGCUGGUCUUGAUCUCUAUCCUCUCAGCUGUGUUUCUGUUCGCUCUCGACAAUACAGUUGUCGCAGACAUUCAACCAAAGAUUAUCAACAUUUUUGGUGAAAUUGAGAAGCUACCAUGGGCAUCCGUUGCGUUCGCGCUAGGUGCUGUAGCUGUUAAUUUGUUCUGGGGGAAGCUUUUCGGAGACUUUGAUGGCAAGAUCCUCUACGUGAUUGCAUUUGUGCUAUUCGAGGUUGGCUCUGCCGUUUGUGGAUCCGCCCGAUCAAUGAACGCUCUCAUCGUCGGGCGUGCCGUCUGUGGCGUGGGCGGCGCCGGCAUCUACAUUGGUGCGAUGAACCUUCUUAGUGCCCUCACCUCUGAGCAGGAACGCCCCGGGAUCUUGAGCUUAGUAGGCCUCAUGUGGGGUCUAGGGACAGUUCUCGGCCCAAUUGUUGGUGGCGCCUUCGCCGACAGCUCGGCAACUUGGAGAUGGGCCUUCUACAUCAACCUAGUCGUUGGUGCACUGGCUGCUCCAAUCUAUGUCUUCCUGAUCCCUUCUCAGAACCCACGUCCGGGUGUUCCCUUCGCGAAGCGAUUCGGAAGCUUGGAUUGGGUGGGCGCAGUCAUCGUUGCCGGAGCUUUUGUCUCAGGAACUAUGGCCAUUGCGUUUGGCGGGGCCGUAUACGAGUGGAGCAGCGGCCAGACCAUCGGCCUGUUCGUCUGCUCUGCUGUGCUAUGGAUCAUCUUCGGUGUGCAGCAGGCAUUCUGCAUCUUCGUCUCUCAAGACCAUCGUCUCUUUCCCUUGGAGUUCCUUAGGUCUUACGAGAUGUGUAUCCUGUUCGCACAAGUGGCUGCAUCCGUCACUUGCGCAUUCGUACCGACUUACUUCAUUCCUCUAUUCUUCCAAUUCGCCAAGAACGAUAGCGCCCUCGAUGCUGGUGUCCGUCUUCUACCAUUUGUCUUGGUCAUGGUUGCGACGGUGGUCUUCAAUGGUAUUGCUAUGGGCAAGGUAGGGUACUACAUGCCAUGGUACCUUGUCGGUGGCCUCAUUGCAACCAUCGGAUCUGCCUUGAUGUACACCGUCAAGCUAGAGACCAGCCCGGCAAAAAUAUACGGGUACAGCAUCAUACUCGCUUUUGGAACUGGUCUCUUCUCUCAGGCAUCGUUCCCAGUGGCGCAAGCUAAGGUCAAGCCUAGCCAGAUCGCGCCAGCAACAGCCUUCAUCGGCUGUGGCCAACUGGUCGGUAUCGUGCUGGCUCUUACCAUCUCAAACACCAUCUUCAUCAAUCAGGCAACCAUCAAGAUUACCAACAUCCUGCCCGACGUUCCUAAAGGACUCAUUCAGCUUGCCAUUACUGGUGCAAGUGGUGACUUCUUUAAGACCUUGGAGGAGGUUGCUCGCGAAGCUGUUUUGCGAGCGAUUGUAUCGGCCAUCUCGUAUGCAUACGUGAUGACCUUGUCUGGGGCCAUUCUCGCUGUCCUCAUGUCGGUGUUCAUGAAGCGUGAGAAGCUCUUCAUCGCC